This is a messenger RNA of Pseudo-nitzschia multistriata, 3165 nucleotides long. Lineage: Eukaryota; Bacillariophyta; Bacillariophyceae; Bacillariales; Bacillariaceae. The record is from the annotation of a GenBank genome assembly.
UGGAGUAGAUUCGUUACGUACUUCUACAAACAAUUCACGAAGACCACAACGGACCAUAGUAUCUUCCGAUUGAUUGUCACCAUCACGCACUUCGGCCGAAGACUUCUUGCAGUUCGCAGCAGAAACUUGUUAUUUCUCGAAGCUCUAGAAACUGUACUUACGAUUCCGAUAAUCCCUGCUGCAAACCGUCGAGAGAUAUGCUGUCACGCCGGAUAACACUAGUUGCUUGCGCCGCCAUGCUGACGUUCACUUCGCUGCAACGGAUGGCAAAUGCGUUUGUAACACCAUCUGCCAAGAACAACGCCAAUUUUGGGAUUUCAAGAUUCCGUGCCACACCUUUUCGUCUGUAUUCCACUGCGACCGAUGAGGAGUCCACAGUUGCAGCAAAAACUGGGUAUCCCUUUCAAGAGGUUGAGCCCAAAUGGCAAAAGUAUUGGGAAGAAAACAAUACAUUCAAAACACCAGAACGGGAUACCUCGAAACCCAAAAAAUACGUUUUGGAUAUGUUUCCGUACCCUUCUGGAGCUGGACUUCACGUUGGACAUCCAGAGGGUUACACUGGUGAGUGUAUGGUGCAUCGCCGAGAAAUAGAUAACCGCAAUACGUUGCAUAAGUGUUUUGACGUGCAUUUGCAGUUCGCACAACUUUUCAUUCCACUUUCUUUUCACAUGUUUGGUGUUGUCUUUACAAUGUUGCUUGAUUGUGCAUGACAUGACAUGAUUUCAAUAGCUUCGGAUGUUAUGGCGAGAUACUGGAGGAUGACAGGACAUGAUGUUCUUCAUCCCAUUGGAUGGGACUCAUUUGGACUGCCGGCCGAACAAUUUGCUGUACAAACUGGUACUCAGCCAGCUGAAACCACGGGAAAGAAUAUUGCGAAUUUCAGAAGGCAACUGAAAAUGUUAGGUUUCUCUUACGAUUGGGAUAAAGAGUUGGCCACAACCGAUACUGCCUAUGUCAAAUGGACCCAGUGGAUCUUUUUGCAGCUUUACAAGAAGGGACUGGCAGAGCAAUCCGAAGUAUCAGUGAACUGGUGUGCUGCUCUUGGAACUGUCUUAGCCAAUGAAGAAGUCAUCAAUGGAUUAAGUGAACGAGGGGAUCAUCCCGUUCAGCGACUUCCACUGCGACAAUGGGUUUUGAAAAUUACGGAGUAUGCGGAUCGUUUGGAAAGUGGUCUCGAUGGGCUUAACUGGCCUUCGGGGACGAUGACUUCCCAGCAACAAUGGAUCGGGAAAUCUGUUGGAUGCGAAAUCGUAUUUGACGUCGAAGGAAGCGACGAGGUAAGAUUAACUCUCUGUUAUUCGGGCGUUUCUGGUGAGUACGUCUCACACUUUUGUUCUGAUUUUGCAUGGGCAGUCUGUGAAAGUUUUUACCACCCGUCCUGAUACACUUUUGGGAGUCACGUACGUCACACUUGCGCCAGAACACCCUCUCGUUUCAUCCAUUACAACACCCGAGCAAAAGGAUUCAGUUGAUAAAUAUGUUUUAGAGACAUCGUCGCGUUCUGAUUUGGAUCGAACUUCGUCCAAAGUAAAGACAGGAGUUUUUACAGGUGCAUACGUAACUCAUCCUAUCUCAGGAGAUCGCGUUCCUGUCUGGGUUGGUGACUAUGUUCUUGGAAGCUACGGUACUGGAGCUGUCAUGGCUGUACCCGCCCACGAUUCCAGAGACUUUGAGUUCGCGAAGAAGUUUGACUUGGAUAUGAAGUGGGUUGUUGAACCAAAGAAAGGAGAACUCAAUAAGGACGAAGCGUUUACGGAGCCAGGUGUUGCUGUUAACAGUGGAGAAUUCGAUGGAUUGGCCACAAAGAAUUGCAAGAAGGCAAUCACUAACAAGCUGGAAGAGAUAAAUAAGGGUGGUGCUCAGAUUACGUACAAGCUUCGUGACUGGGUUUUCUCUCGCCAACGAUAUUGGGGUGAACCCAUUCCAAUUUAUUUCCCCGUUGACUUCCCUGAAGGCGUAGAUCCUACAUCUCAAGAUCCAAAAAAUGACGACUGUGAACACACCAUUCGUUACGACCAACCUAUUCCAGUUGACGAGGCGGAUCUUCCGCUAGAGCUUCCACAUAUGGAGAAUUUUGAGCCAGGAGAUGAUCCGGCGGGUUGUUUAGCACGAGCAAAGGACUGGCGUUACUUCGAAAAGGACGGGAAGUGGUUUGCAAGAGAAACCAAUACCAUGCCUCAAUGGGCUGGAAGUUGCUGGUAUUACUUCCGAUUUCUGGACCCAAGCAAUACCGAGGAAGCUUUCAGCCAGCAAAUGGACAAGGAUUGGAUGCCUGUUGAUCUAUACAUCGGUGGAGCUGAACAUGCUGUCUUACAUUUAUUAUAUGCCCGUUUUUGGCAUCAAGUUCUCUUUGACCUUGGAUAUUCCGAACACCCCGAGCCCUUUGAAAAACUUGUUCAUCAAGGGAUGAUACUCGGAUCUGAUGGAGAGAAAAUGUCAAAAAGUCGAGGCAACGUUGUGAAUCCUGAUGAUGUUGUCUCUGAACAAGGUGCUGACGCCUUGCGUUUGUACGAAAUGUUCAUGGGUCCGUUGGAAGCUGUAAAACCCUGGCAGACAGAGCAGGUUCCUGGAGUUGUCCGUUUCCAGAACAGGUUGUACAACGUCGUAAAUGCUGCCGCAAAAUCGAAGACAACAGAUAUGGACGAAGAAACUGCUCGAAUACUGCACAAGACAAUGAAAAAAGUUACCGAGGACAUUGAAUCCAUGUCAUUCAAUACUGCUAUUUCUGCCAUGAUGGUCCUGACCAACCAUUUGGUGUCUUUGGGCGACAAAGUGCCUUUGGAAGCUGCAGAAAAUCUUGCCUUGAUGGUAUCCCCACUUGCUCCUCAUCUCGGAGAAGAAUGCUGGAGUAUUCUAGGGCAUAAGGACUCUCUUGCGUAUGCCACAUGGGUUGAAUACGAUGAAGCACUCUGUGUUGACAACGAAGUUACAAUCGGAUGUCAGGUGAAUGGAAAAAUGCGUGGACAAAUUACGAUACCAGCGGAGGCAGAUGAAGAAACCGCGGUAUCAGCUGCGAAGGAAAUGGAGAAUGUCCAAUCACAAAUCGAUGGAAAGACAAUCAGAAAGAUCAUUUAUGUACCAGGAAGAAUUCUGAACAUUAUUGCAAAUUAAAGUAAGAAAUAAGUUUGUAGCUUGCGGCUAUUUGAAUAGAUCGAACUUCUCUGA